AUGGAGUGGAACUCGCUGCUGAUGCUGCUGGAGGCCGCCGAGUACCUGGAGCGGCGCGAGCGGGAGGCCGAGCACGGCUACGCCUCCGCGCUGCCCUUCGAGCGGGCCUGCGCCCGGGGGAGGACCGCCGCCAGGAAGGCCCCCAGCAGCCGGUCCUCACAUAAUGAAUUAGAAAAACAUAGCUGUGGAACAGCUGAGCCAAAACUAUCCAAAGACCAGAUUUUGACUGGAGAUGGAGGGAAGCAAAAAUUGGAAGAACAGGACCGGAAAGCUCUAAACAUUAAAGAACAACUGCAGCGAGAACAUCGGUACCUCAAGCGUCGAUUGGAGCAGCUCUCCGUGCAGGGCCUGGAGCGAGUCCGCACCGACAGCCUCGGAUCAACGAUAUCGACGGAUUCGGAGCAAGAGGUGGACAUUGAAGGCCUGGGCUUCACCCCGGCCGAGAUGGACAGCAGCGGGAGCGGCAGUGACGCAGAAGACAGCUUGCAAGGCAGCUCGAGCGACAGCGGCUACGCCCGGCCCCACAGACGCCACGCCCGGCUCCUGUAG
Messenger RNA from Protobothrops mucrosquamatus (brown spotted pit viper), 549 nucleotides. It is a transcript of the gene MXD4, whose product is annotated as MAX dimerization protein 4. Gene Ontology annotation, molecular function: DNA-binding transcription factor activity, RNA polymerase II-specific; RNA polymerase II cis-regulatory region sequence-specific DNA binding. The transcript is spliced from 6 exons. NCBI's taxonomy places the organism in Eukaryota, Metazoa, Chordata, Lepidosauria, Squamata, Viperidae. Gene Ontology annotation, biological process: regulation of transcription by RNA polymerase II. The record is from RefSeq and is a predicted model, not a curated record. Bases 1 to 549 code for a protein of 182 amino acids.